Molecule: messenger RNA, 1426 nt
Organism: Prinia subflava (tawny-flanked prinia)
Lineage: Eukaryota; Metazoa; Chordata; Aves; Passeriformes; Cisticolidae
Gene: AQP5
Product: aquaporin 5
Exons: 4
Coding region: 106-900 (264 amino acids)
Biological process (GO): transmembrane transport; water transport; carbon dioxide transport
Cellular component (GO): apical plasma membrane; plasma membrane
Molecular function (GO): water channel activity
Source: RefSeq, a predicted model, not a curated record
UAUAUAGAUAGGUAUGGCCCUACACCUGGCUGCACACACCGGAGCCCGGACACAGAGCAAUCCUAAACUUUCUUCCUCCCUGGCUGCCCUCCACCUGCUCCCGCCAUGAAGAAGGAAAUACUAACCCUGGCCUUUGCUCGAGCUGUCUUUGUGGAGUUCCUCUCCACGCUCAUCUUCGUCUUCAUCGGGCUGGGCUCGGCGCUCAAGUGGCCCUCGGCGCUGCCCAGCAUCCUGCAGAUCGCGCUGGCCUUCGGGCUGGCCAUCGGCACGCUGGUGCAGGCCUUCGGCCACAUCAGCGGCGCCCACAUCAACCCGGCCGUGACCAUCGCCUUCUUCGUGGGCAACCAGAUCUCGCUGCCCCGCACGCUGCUCUACAUCGUGGCCCAGCUGCUGGGGGCCAUCGCCGGCGCCGGGAUCCUCUACGGCGUCACCCCCGCCAACACCCGCGGCAACCUGGCCAUCAACGAACUCAACUACAACGUAACCCCGGGCCAGGCCCUCGUGGUGGAGAUCAUCCUCACCUUCCAGCUGGCCACCUGCAUCUUCGCGUCCACCGACAACCGGCGCAGCGGCACCGGCUCCCCGGCACUGUCCAUCGGCCUCUCCGUCACCGUGGGCCACCUGGUGGGGAUUUACUUCACCGGCUGCUCCAUGAACCCUGCGCGCUCCUUUGGGCCUGCGGUCGUCACCAGGAGGUUCAGCCCCGUGCACUGGGUGUUCUGGGUCGGGCCCAUCCUCGGGGCUUGCUUGGCCUCCCUGCUCUACUUCUACAUCCUGGUGCCCUACUGCAUGAACAUGUCCGACAGGGUGGCCAUCAUCAAGGGCACCUACGAGUCCGAGGAGGAGUGGGAGGAGCAGCGGGAGGAGAGGAAGAAGAGCAUGGAGCUGACCCCGCCGUGAGAGCAGCUGGAAAAGCCGCACCGAGGGAGGGGAGGAAGCCCCACACGGGCUCAGGUGUGCCCCACAGCCAGGCAACGCCCGCACCCAGCUGCAGACUCUUCUCCCAGCCUUCCCAUCCGGGCCCCCGUGGGAUGCAGGAAGGCCAGGGGCUGUGUGUGUGUGUGUGUGUGUGUGUGUGUGUGUGUGAACCCCUGCGUGAGCUCCAGAACCUUCCCCACAAAGCCCCUCCGCCGGGCCCUGGCACCCUCGGCUCCAUCCCUGCCCUCCCGGUGCAGCUCUGCAGGGCCCCACACCUGCAGGAACCUCACCUGGCCCAGGUGUGGGAACACCUGGGGGCCUCUGGGGGAAGGGGGAUAACUGCUUAGGGCAGGGGGGUGCAGCCACCCCCAGCCCAGGGGCUGCUCGUAGAUGCUCUUUCACCUUUCCUGGUGCUGGGAGUCCUUUUUGUUCCCAAAGAACGAGACUUUUUGGAUUCUGUGUUGAGGUCUUUGUAUUAUAGUUCAUUAUUUAUUGCGAAUAAAGGAAA